Cyprinus carpio (common carp) is the source of this 4078-nucleotide messenger RNA. RefSeq names its product GTPase IMAP family member 8-like. Bases 66 to 1913 code for a protein of 615 amino acids. Gene Ontology annotation, molecular function: GTP binding. The record is from RefSeq and is a predicted model, not a curated record. The transcript has 6 exons. Lineage: Eukaryota; Metazoa; Chordata; Actinopteri; Cypriniformes; Cyprinidae.
UGAAAGUAAAGACUAGUCUGCUGUCUUUACUGUGUAAUGUACUGUGAAACUCCGACACAAGUAAAAUGGACUUAGGUGAUGCCCAAUAUCUCUCAGAGCUGAGGAUUGUGUUAAUGGGGUAUAGAGCUGCUGGUAAAAGUACAACAGGAAACAGCAUCCUGGGCAGAGAGGAGUUUGACUUGAAGACACCUGCUCAGUGUGUGAGGAGACAUGGAGAAGUAGCAGACAGACACAUCACCAUCAUUGAAGCUCCUGGAUGGUGGAGGAGUUACACUGUAGAGAAGAGUCCUGAGUUACUGAAACAGGAGAUUGUGCUCAGUGUGUCUCUAUGUCCUCCAGGACCACAUGCUGUACUACUGAUCAUACGUGUGGAUGAUAGAUUUAAAGAGUCACACAGAAAAGCACUGCAGGGUCAUCUGGAUCUUCUCGGUGAGAGAGUCUGGAGUCACACUAUAGUGCUGUUCACUCAUGGAGACUCUCUGUUAGACACAUCUAUAGAGCAGCACAUUGAGAGUGAAGUGCAGGAUCUCCAGUGGCUGCUGGACAAAUGUGGGAACAGAUAUCAUGUUCUCAACAAUAAGAACAGGAGUGACGACACUCAGAUCAAGGAGCUGCUGGAGAAGAUUGAGGAGACAGUGGCACAAAACAACGGCUUCCAUUUUCAAAUAGACAGAAAGAUUUUACAGGAGAUUAAAGAGAGAAGAAGAGCAGAGGAAGAGAGAGCAGAAGAACGAAUGAAGAGGAUGAAAAAACAAAGCGAAAACAUCAGAUCACAGAUGAGUGAUGCCCAGCGUCUCUCAGAGCUGAGGAUUGUGUUAAUGGGGUAUAGAACUGCCGGUAAGAGUUCAACAGGAAACAGCAUCCUGGGCAGAGAGGAGUUUGACUUGAAGGCAUCUGCUCAGUGUGUGAGGAGACAUGGAGAAGUAGCAGACAGACACAUCACCGUCAUUGAAGCUCCAGGAUGGUGGAUGAACGAACCUGUAGAGGAGAGUCCUGAGUUACUGAAACAGGAGAUUGUGCUCAGUGUGUCUCUGUGUCCCCCAGGAGCACAUGCUGUGCUACUGAUCAUACGUGUGGACACUAGAUUUAAAGAGACUGAGAGAAAAGCAUUGCAGGGGCAUCUGGAUCUUCUGGGUGAGAGAGUCUGGAGUCACACUAUUGUGCUGUUCACCUGUGGAGACUCUCUGUUAGACACAUCUAUAGAGAAGCACAUUGAGAGUGAAGGGGAGGAUCUCCAGUGGCUGCUGGACAAAUGUGGGAACAGAUAUCAUGUUCUCAACAAUCAGAACAGGAGUGAUGACACUCAGAUCAAGGAGCUGCUGGAAAAGAUUGAGGAGACAGUGACACAAAACAAUGGCUGCCAUUUUGAAAUAGACAGAAAGAUUUUACAGGAGACUGAUGGUAAAAAGAAAAUGAUAGAGCAAAUAGACAAAUGGAGAGAGGACAUCAGAUCACUGACUAUGAGUGGAGAUGAUGGAUCUGAUUCAUGCUCUCUGGGAAGUUCUGCUUAUGGUUCAUUCAGAUCACGAUCAGGAGCAGACUCAAUUUUAGGAUCAUCACGGUCCAGAGAUUCAUCUCACACAAGUUACGUGUCAGGGGCCAUAAAAAGACAUAACAGCAUGGAUUUAAUACCACCAACCUUGAGUGGAGAUGAGCAGUCAGACACAUGGUCUGUGGGAAGUUCUGCUUACAGUUCAUUCAGAUCACGAUCAGCAGACAGCAGUUCAGUUUUUAGCUCAUCACACUCAAAAGUCUCAUCUCACAGCUCAGGAUUCGGGUCUUUGCGGUCCAUUCCUGAGUCUGUGGAACAUUCAGAAACCAGAAGAGCACAUGGCAAACCCAACAUCUCAAAGCUUUUCCCAAGAAUAUUGAAGAAGUACGACAAGCAAGAAGAAGACUUUAAGAAAACUUGAAUUACAUCAAUAAAAGAGAAAACUUCUCUAUAAUGUUGACAUUUAUAAUCUUGACAUCAAAAAUUUUAAUGAUAACCAUUUUUAAAGCUAUUAGAUAUAAGCAGUUGUCUGACCUUGAAUGUUAAGGUUAAUUGUAGUUCACAUUAGUGGAGCUGUAUAACCAUACAUACAUUGAUAACUAAUUAGAAGUGGGGUUUUUUUCUUUUGUCAUAAAUUAGUGUUUAUUUUUAACUUUUGAUGUUUAAUCACAGAUUUAUGGGCAUAGAUAUACAGAAGUGCUGUUCCAGUGCCCUGCUGCCUACUAUAAUUGAUCGAUUGUUUGUCAUAAGAAGCUUCAAAUGUAACAUUCUAAACCUCAAGACAUGCUCCUCAAGAGGUCUUCAUAAGUGACUCAGCUAAUGCUUACAGUCAGAAGUUAUUGACUCCCUCUAAUAAACCACAAAAAUACACGGAACACAAGAAUUGAGUUUUCCAUUUAUAAUCAUACAGAUCUAUAGUUAUAGUUAAAGUUAAUAUUUCAUCGUAAUGCAUUCUGACAUUGCAUUACUUGUGAAGGAUACAUGUUCACUGUCUCAGAAUUUGGUCAAAAUGAGAAAUCUUACAGGGAUGCAUAAUUUUGGUGCUGACUUUUUGGAACAUUUAUCAUAUUGGGUGAUAUGAUGGUUCCUAAGAUGCUGUCUAAGUUGGCAGUUCAGACCAUACCUACAUCUUCUCCACUGUACUGCUUCAGGCAAAUGUUCAGGUGUUUGCCGAAUGUAGGUGACACGAUCUGCAGCUCAGUUACCGCUGAGAGUGGAAGUAGAAGUAGAAGUAGAAGUAGUCAGCUCUCUCUGACUCAAGACUUCCUGUCUGUCCUGCAGCAGCAUCUUCUUCUGGUUUACACUGGAAAGACACGUUUAGCACGGAACCUGCUGCAGGACGUGGUGCGGAGCUGGUAUGCGCGUUUACCCUCCAUCGUACAGAACGCACAGCAGCUGGUGACCAGUGCAGAGGAGUGUGCUGAAGCCUGCAGAGACGGUGAGAGACAUAAGGAUGAUAUGGGUUAUUGGUGAAUUUUUCUGAAAAAUACAUUAAAUUAUCGUUUUAUUUCCAUGAGAUUAAAAUAUAGAGUAGACUUUUUCCAUCAUAUUGCACAAAAUCAAAGUAGCGUUAAUCAGUUCAGUGUCAGAUAUCAGCCUGCAUUUCAAGAAGCCCUUAACCCUUAAAUUUUCUAUUUUCUGAAUAUGUAUAGGAAUAGUUGAUUUUUCUUCUGAUUAUUUUCUUGUGUGUGUGUUUAAGGGAAAAAUUCUUGUAAUAUGCCAAUCUUCAGAACAUGUUACUGUCCACAAUAUAUGGCCUACAAGCCCACAGGAUUGAUUCAAAGCAUGUAUAAGUAUUGAGUAGGUAUCUUUUGAUGAGUUUAAAAUGUACUUUUAUUUCACGAAGUCACCUGCCCAUCCAGUCCUGAUUAAUGGUUAAUGGUAAACGAACUUGACUUGCUGUCCUCAAUGGAGGCUUGUACACGAGGCUCGGCUUGAGCUCCAAAUUCCAAUCCCCCCAUUGCAAUACUACCUAUAGGGAGAAUAACAGAAACAGAGGAGGAGAUGGGGAGGUGGAGGGAUGCUGGAAGAAUUAAUUCUGAGAAGGUGCAAUGAGUGCUGCUUAUAUAGGCUUGUAAUGAUGAUUGACAGGACUUAAUGAUUAUAAUGAUAUGAUAAUGAUAUACACAUUUCAAGAUUAGGUUUGAUAUGCAAUACUGAUCUCAUGAUAAAAUGCUUGAAUAUUUACCAUAAUAUUUAAUAUUUAAAACUAUAUAAUAUUUAAUAUAUAUUAUUUAAAACUAAGCCAAAAUAAAAAAGAGUUAAAUUGGGAAGUUUGGCAAUCAGCAGAACCAACAAUUUGCUAUCCUCCCAUUGCAUUAUCAUACAUUAUAUUCAGCAUUAUAUAUAGUAGUUGAAUAAUUUACACCUGGUUUUAACAUGUAAUCAGAUCACAGCCCAAAAUAAGGUGGAAACAAUCCUAGGUAGGGUUGCCCCCUGGUGAGGUACGGUUGCACCAGCUAUUCAUAAGUUCUUAUUAAAAUUGGAGCAUAAAGUCCACACUUGUGGCUUAGUAACUAGUUUGUAUCCAACUCUGUACUCAGUUUUGGUUGCAACAUUAGUUUUUAUGACAGAGUGUAUCUAAUA